Nicotiana tabacum (common tobacco) is the source of this 1257-nucleotide messenger RNA. RefSeq names its product short-chain dehydrogenase reductase 3b-like. The record is from RefSeq and is a predicted model, not a curated record. Lineage: Eukaryota; Viridiplantae; Streptophyta; Magnoliopsida; Solanales; Solanaceae. Gene Ontology annotation, molecular function: oxidoreductase activity.
CUACAAUAAGCAAUGGGAUCUUAAUUCUCAUUGAUUCUAACAUAUGAAGAGACAAAACUGAGGGUAGUCCUCCUAAUUCAAUAACUCACAAAAUUCAACUAUCUGAUGUUGGCCUUGACCUAAGCAUAAUCAUUAAUUUUUAUGCAGUUGCCACAGUGCACAUGUCAAUUUUUUCUUUUCCCAACGAACAAAUUGUUGAGAGUUUCAACGUGCAAGAAGAUGGUAGUUCCAAUUUUACGUAUAAAUACACCAACACGAAAGUAUUACCUUCAAAAUUGAGUCCAAAAGUUGAAGAAAAAUGGAUAGCCCAAUUCCAUCAUUGACUAAAAAAUUGGACAGCAAAAUUGCCAUCAUCACAGGAGGAGCAAGUGGUAUCGGCGAAGCCACCGCACGACUCUUUGCUGAACACGGCGCAAAAGUGGUAAUUGCUGACAUCCAAGAAGAAAAGGGUCGGUCAGUUGCAGAAUCUAUCGGCUCCAGUCACUGCAGUUUCAUCAAAUGCGACGUCACAGACGAGCAACAGGUCCAAUCCUUGGUACAAUCAACGGUGGAGAUCCACGGUCGGGUCGAUAUCAUGUUCAGCAAUGCUGGAAUUGCAAGCACCAACGAUAACGAACAAGACAUCCUAGGUUUUAACCUGGAUGCAUUAGACAAUCUAUUCGCGAUCAACGUUCGGGGAUCGGCGGCGUGUGUGAAGCACGCGGCGAAGGCCAUGGUGGAAGGUGGCGUGAAAGGGAAGAUAAUAUGCACGGGGAGCGUGACGGCGACGAUGGGAGUAACCAAGCAAAUAGAUUACGCAAUGUCGAAGCACGCAAUACUAGGAUUGGUGAAAUCUGCAAGUAAAGGACUGGGUAAGUACGGUAUACGCGUAAACUGUGUUUCUCCUGCGGCAGUGGCAACACCUUUGCUUGAGAAAUCAAUGAAGAUGAGUGUGGAGGAGAUAGAGAAACUGUUUGAUUCCUUCAAUUGCUUGAAAACUGGGGCGGCUAUAAAAGCUUCUAAUGUAGCUGAUGCUGUUUUGUUUUUGGCUUCGGACGACUCACAGUUUGUCACCGGCCAUAAUUUGGUUGUCGAUGGAGGUUUUCAUCCUCCUGCCUGAUCUUUCUCGGCCUUAGGCUUGGGCUCUAGUGUUUCAUCCCCGUUAAUUUGGGCUUAGAUUUCCUCUUGUAUCUUUGUUGGGCUAAUGGGCUUGGGUUUGUAAAUCUGUGUAUUCCAAAAUAAGAGAAAGUGAAUAUGAUUUUUUAUUUAUUUAUUGAA